This is a messenger RNA of Volvox carteri f. nagariensis, 5694 nucleotides long. RefSeq lists its product as uncharacterized. Lineage: Eukaryota; Viridiplantae; Chlorophyta; Chlorophyceae; Chlamydomonadales; Volvocaceae. Bases 1 to 5694 code for a protein of 1897 amino acids. The transcript is spliced from 13 exons. The record is from RefSeq and is a predicted model, not a curated record. Gene Ontology annotation, cellular component: mediator complex; core mediator complex. Gene Ontology annotation, biological process: regulation of transcription by RNA polymerase II. Gene Ontology annotation, molecular function: transcription coregulator activity.
AUGGAGGCUCCAGGCCCCUUGCGCGGGGCACAGCCGUCCGUGGAGUUACAAAAAUUGUUUGCGGACAUAUUUGACAAUGUUCUGUCAGAUUUUAUCAAGCUGUCGCAGCCGGACAGCGUUGGGCAGGCUGAUCGCGAGUCCGCCGACCAGCGCAAGUACCGGCUGCUUCAACACCUCAAUGGCACAAGGCAGCAGCUACUGCGUGCGGUUGCGCUGCUGAACUGGAAGCCGUGGAAGGUGCUAAACGAGCUGGUGGACCAUGACCGGGUGCUGGACGUCGCAGCCAGCCACGUGCGUACCAUGACGGAGGUGGUGCAGCAAAUGCGGCAGCAGGCGGCGGGGAGGAUCAUGGCUGGGUCGUACUUGAACAUGUACGAUGUCAAUACGGCCCUGGAGGUGCUGACAACAGGCACCUACCAGGAGUUGCCCAGCAUCAUCCUCCAGCGGCCGCCUCUCUUCCAGCCGCCGCCUGCCUCGCCUGCUCGGCAGCGCUCCCGUCUAGCGCACGUCACGCACCUCAUAAGGGCGCGGCUAGUGCAGGUGGCGCUGCCGCCCGGGUUGAAGGUUGCCAGUGUCAGCCACGGCACGGCGGUGCUGCAGGCGGAGGGGCUGUAUGAAGCCAAGUUGACGUUGGUGCCUUCGGAGCCGUUGCUUGGAGUUGACGCGGCGCCGGACGCAGCGGCCGGCGGCGGCGGCGAAGCUGGCGGUUCCGGCGGCGGUGCCGGAUACGACUGGACUGCUGCCGGUGCCGCAGCGGCGGCGGCGGACCCCUUGGCUGCGGCGGCGGCGUCACAGCGUUGGAAGUGGCGGCUAAUCCACUUCGUGUUGGCAAUUGGCGUGCCGUUCUAUGAUCCCCGGCAACCGGGCCAGAUUCUCAACACGUGCAAUUUCCAUAUGGUGCUGGCGGCGGACAAUGCCGCGUACCUACGCCGCCAGAGACAGGGCGCCGGCGGCGUCGCAGCCGCUGGCGGCGGCCCCACCGCCAGCACCAUGAGUGAAAGCACCGCCACGCCCGCUGCCAGCGGCCUACAGCUGCCUGGAGCAGCCGCCGCUGGCGGCGGCACCCUAGCAGCUGCCGUACGCCGCUCCGAGGACGACGAGGUAGGCGCGCCGCUGGCGGUUAUGCACGCCAUUCUGACGGACGUGGCGGGACGGCUUUUGGUGGACGAGCUGGCGGCGGCGGCGCGCGCACUGGCGGCGCCGGGCUCCCGCUGGCACGGCCACAUCAGCGUCAAGCCGUCGCAGCUGCUGCACCCCGGCGUGCGCAUCGAGUACUGGACCCAGGCUCCGCAGCUGGUGUCCAACCGCGCGCUGCCGCCGGCCUGCCCCGGGGAGGACUGGCGGUCCGCCAAGCUGGGGCCCCCCUACCUGGAGCUGGGCAUGGGUGAGGGCGGCUGUGUGGAGGUGCUCAACUCCCCCAGCAGCCUGCACAAGCCCAUGUCGCUGUCCAAGCUGCGGCGGCUGGAUACGUUCCGUGUGAACGUGGAGGAGGUGCUCAUGCGCGCGGCCAACAUGACCUCGCAGUUCCAAUUGAUGCAGCUGACUCCCCACUUUCUCGCAUAUGAUUUCCCCAUCCCUGCCCGCGUUUCUUUACUCCCAUUUACCUUCCUCCCCACCCACGCCGGCACCACCCCGUCGGCUUCCGGGGUCGAUCCCCAGAUCCGUCACGAGCUGAAGGUCAUCCUGAUGGAGGCCAAGAGGGCGCCCACCCUGCGUCUCUCCAGUAUCGCACGGCAGCUGUGGUGCCGGGACGGCCAUGUACCUCACCAGCAGUCAGGAGGCACGCAAGAGGACGAGCCGCAGGCAGAUGGGCAGCCCCAGUCCCAGACGCGGGACGGCGGCGAGGCCGCCGGCGCCCUCAGCACCGCCGGAGAGGUGGCUGGCUCCGCGGUGCCGAUGGACUUGGACCCGGCGCCCGACACCUCCGGCGCCGCCGCCGUAGGCGGCGGCGACAGCGGCGGCGCGACGGCGCCGCCGCCGCCGCCACGCAUCCUGCCGCCGACGGCUCCACCGCCUGAGGUGUCGGGGUUGCUGGCUCGUGCGGCGCCGGAGGAGGAGGUGGCGGGUGCUCUGGUGGUCCUAAGCGCGCCGGUGCUGGAGUACCUGGUGUCGGGCACGACGGAGCUCAAGAUUGGAAAGCACUUGUUCAGUGGGCGGCUAACUUUGAGGCCGGGACAGGACGAGCGGGACGAGGGCUCCUUGGACCACGCGGCGACCAUUGCGAUGAAUGAGGACUACGUAAAUCAGGCCGCAAUGGCCGCGUAUAACAGCGCCUCCGCGGAUUCUUGCCCCGCGUGGCGCGCUCUGAAGGAGGCCUGUGUUGCGCUAUGCCACGUGCUGCAGCGCACCCAUACCAGCACUGACGCGACCCACUUCAUCCAGGCGGCUCGGCGCGCGGCGCUGCACAUCAGUCGCCUGCCGCACGGCAUGCUGGAGGCCUUCACCGCGACGACCCCCGGCCUUGCCAUCGAGCCGCGGCCCCGGGAGAAGGUGGCGACGUGGGCCCUACAGUGCGUGCCCUUUCCGCCCAACUUCCCCUCCCUGGAGCCCGUGGCGCCCGACACGCUGCCGCUGCGCAUGCCGCAGUGCCUCACCUUCUUCCUUCAGUCGCGUCUCUCCCUGACCUCACCUCACGUGCUGGUGGUGUGCAGCUGCAACAAGCAGCUCAUGCCCAUCAAGGUAUGGCAGGCCAAUGCCUCUCCACCUCACCAGCGAACUCGCGUCGGGUUUGCCAGUCCACGGCACUCCACGGCACUGCAUGACAGGGCAAAGAAGUACAUCACAUGGCACGAUAUGGCAGCGUACGGCACGGUUCUCUCCUGCAUUCCCGUACCAGCAAGCACAUACCGCCUGCCGGACCACGUCGUGGCGGCGUAUAUGGCCGCCAGCACCGCCGCUCACGGUGGUGGCAGUGGCGGCAGCGGCGGCGGGCACGGCACCGUAAACGAUAACGGCCUACAUUCCCCACAUAGCGGCGGCAACAGCCCCCGGGCUGCCGCCAACGGUCAUGAAGUGGGCGGCGGCCACUCGCCCGAAGCGUCACCUUGGCGAGGUAGUUCAGGCGGGACAGGCGUGGGCGUGUUGCAAGUGCGGUCAACGGCCGGGGGAGGGGGGGGCGGCGGCGGCGGCGGUGCACCGUCCUCUGCGCCGUCAGGGGCGGGGCAAGGUUCCGACGCUGUGGCCACCGCUACGGGCCAGACCAGCGGGGUCCCAUCGCUGCCCGCAGCGGCGUCGCCGCCGUACGCCCACUCGUCGUACUCGCACACGCAGGGACGCAUUCCGUCCACAGGCGCUGCCGCCAACGCGGUUCAUGCGUCGUGCGGGGGUGGUGUCCGUGCCGCUGUGGGCAGCAAACCUGGCGGCGCUAGCGGCCGACCCACGGGUCAGCAGGUGGCCGUCAUGAUUGCGCAACAGCAGCUCAGCAGCGUCGUGCGGUGGUGUCGGCGGCGAAUGGUGUGGGAGGUGCUGCUGGUGCAGCUCAAGGCCGUGGGCGCCACCUUUGUGGAGCUCUGUAACCCGCCGUGUCAGCGGGUGAGGGUCACGGCAGUCGCAGGUACGGCACUGCCGUGCCACAUGGUACGGCGGCGUGGCCUCACACCGCCGCGUGUCGGGCCCACCUGCCUGGAGCUAGAGCUGGGGCCAGACCCACUGGCGGGGCAGGUGACGGCGCGGCUGUACGGCAGGUUCUUGUGCUCUCCGGGUUGCGCGCCGCUGGAUCGCAACACCGCCGCUGCUGCUGGCGGCCCCGGUGCGAGGGCUUUCGCUUCCGCGACGGCGGGUUUCGUGCUGGACGAGCAGGGUGCCCUGGCUGGCGGCGCGACUCACAACGGCAGUAGCGCCAGCGGCGAUCCAGGCUUGGUCUGCUUGCGGCGGCAAUACUGUUUGGAGCGUGGAGAGUCGGCGUUGACGCUGGUGCAGGAGGUGAGCGCGAUCAUUCGCAUGCAGACGCUGCUGGCGAGGCUGGAGAUGACGACGCGGCCGGUCGCAACAACGUCCGCAGCGGGCCGAGGAGGCGUACGGGUGCAGCGGCUGGCAGUCCUAACACCCCCAACGGCAGCUACAGACCCGGCUGCUGUCGACGCCGACGGCCAGGGCCGGCCGCUGCAGCCUAAGACCCCUCUCCAUUCGCAGCAGCUACAACAACCGAUUGGGGGGACUUGUUCCUUCAGGCCCGGUAGCGUGGAUGCAGCGGGCCCUGGGGAAUACGGAGCCGGGGCUGCAGCUUCAUCUUCAUCUUACCACCCACUUCAGCCUGCAGCGAAGCGCAUCAAGACUGAACCAGGGGCUGCAGCGCCAGCGCCCGGUGCGGACCUCGCCUACGGAGAUGGAAGGUGGAGCUCGUGGCAGCAGCAACAGCCUCAGCCUCAGAAACAGUUGCAGCAACAGCAGCAGCCAGGGUUGGCUGGUUACGUCCCUCCCGGUGCCGGGCUACUACCGGCUAAUGGCGUCAUGGACGGCCAUGCAAUGGGUGUCGGACAGGUGCCGGGCCGGCCUGGCUCAUGCGCACCUGGCGCCGCUAGUAGCGGCGGCGCCAAUGGCGGCGGCGGCAGCGCCAGUGGUGUAACAGGGACGGCGAGUUCUGGGCUGACAUGGCACUGGCCUCUGGUCGGUACAUUGACGUUGGAGGAUUACAGCUGCAGUGCGGCGACUCUGCGCGUGACGCCGUGUACGACUGGACCCCGUCAGGGCUCUGCCCCGGCGGCAGCAGACGCAGGGCACAACGCGGUCAUGCCGCCGCCGCCGCUGUUGCUCCACAUGACCUGGGCGCCACGGGAUGUACGGGAUCCGUACGGCGGUACAGGCGGCGCCGGAGGUGGCACCGCAGCAGCGGCUGGCGGCGGCGCGACGCCGGGCACAUCGACCCCGGCGCCGACGCCAGGUGGGAUCAUCGCCUUGCCGCCGUCGCAGCCGUCGCCGUCACCAGCAAUACUGGGAGGCGUGGCGGCGUCGCCGCUGACGGCGGCGACGCCGCCGCAGCCGUACCCGUCAGGGCUGUUGCCGCCGGUGGAUGCUGGCGUACGAACGACACGGCUGGGGCCGCCUCGCUCUCCCGGGGAGCCGUUUGGCAGCCAGUUCUGUGACCUGGUUCUGUGCACCAUCUCCUGUAGCAGCGGCCAUUCGCUACCGCCCGAGUACCUGCAAGUGCUGGAGGAGCUCGCGGAGGCGGGGGAGGAGGGCAAGCUGCUGGACGCAGUAGCUGUGGCGGCCUGGCCGGUAGCGGGCUUCUGCGCCUCGCUGCGUCCCCCGGUGCUGUCCCGGUACGGCCUGUUGCCCGACAUGGACGUUCGUCUGACGAUGCAGCAGCCGCCUUUCUGUUUGCGUAUCGUCUGCAGGAAACGCGGCUCCGGCGGCGGCUCCAGCAACAACGUGUUGAUCAUCGACCUGAUAUGCUUAGCACUGGGCCGCAGCUUCCUGCGGCAGCAGCAACAGCAGCAACAACAACAGCAGCAACAGGGCUUAGGGGCCUUGGAGGCCGCUGCCGGCGGGGCCCCCGAGCGGCAGAGCAUGACGGGGGGUCCCUCCGUCAAGGCGGAGUCAGGGGCCACGUCCGGUGGUGCAGCGGCAGCGGAUGCCGCCUCCACAAGCCAGGCCAUUUUGGCAUCCGUGCAGCAACAGGUACGGGAGCGGCUGGGAGACCGGGUGCAUGACUGCGUGCAGCAGGCAGUGGAAAUCGUGUACGGGGCAUUAGGAUGA